Molecule: messenger RNA, 1051 nt
Organism: Asparagus officinalis (garden asparagus)
Lineage: Eukaryota; Viridiplantae; Streptophyta; Magnoliopsida; Asparagales; Asparagaceae
Exons: 3
Coding region: 154-873 (239 amino acids)
Biological process (GO): regulation of protein complex stability
Cellular component (GO): chloroplast thylakoid membrane
Source: RefSeq, a predicted model, not a curated record
ACCAAAUCCAAAACCAGCCACAGAACUCGACUCAAGAUUUUCUUCUCCCUCUCCCACCACCAACCAAAAAAACUGGGGGGAAAAAAGCAAGAAAAAGAGAAGAAGAAAACAAGAGAAUUAAGAGGGUUUGUCAUAGGAUUUUCUAGCUCCCCAAUGGCUUGUGCUUCUCAAUCUAUGAUUUCUGCAUACAGCUAUCCGUUCCCAUCUCAAAAAAUUAGUCUAAAGAAGCCCAGAUGGUUGAGAGCAAACACCAAGCUUUUCUCAGUGAGUGCUUCUGAUUCAUCCAACUCUGAAGAGGAUUGCAAUGCGGAAGAAUGUGCCCCUGAGAAAGAGGUAGGAAGGGUGAGUAUGGAAUGGUUAGCAGGAGAGAAGACGAUGGUAGCCGGAACUUACCCACCGAAAAAGAAGGGGUGGACUGGUUACGUUGAGAAGGAUACUGCUGGCCAAACCAACAUUUAUUCUGUUGAGCCAGCAGUCUAUAUAGCGGAAAGUGCGAUAAGUUCUGGAUCAGCAGGCACAUCAUCAUCAGGAGCAGAGAACACUGCAGCCAUCGCCGCUGGUUUAGCUCUAAUAUCAGUCGCUGCAGCAUCCUCAAUUCUUCUCCAAGUCGGCAAAAAUGCACCUCAAGUUCAGAGUACAGAGUACUCUGGACCACCACUCAGUUACUACAUCGGCAAGUUCAAGCCUGCAAGUAUUGUAGAGGCUGCAGUUAUUUCUGAGCCUCAGAGUUCUCCGGCCAUAGAGGCUUCUGCUCCUUCCGAACCUGAGAUUGCGUCAAAUGUGCAGGCUGAAGGUGAUGCAAGUGCAGCUCCUGAAGUCCAAGUUGAAUUGAAGGUGGAGGGUGAAAGUUCAAGUGUUGAAAAUGUUUCUUAAGAAAUGUGUGGAAAUUUUGUAUAUGAUAUAUAGGUGAUGUGAUGUUUGUAUUGAUAGUUUUGUUACAGAUCACGUCGUCGCUUCUUGAAAUUGUUUCUUGACAAAGAGUUCAGUUUGAUUUAGACAUGUAACAUGUUACUUCCAUAAGAUAUUGCUAAGCUCAGCAGUUUAAUCUUUC